This is a messenger RNA of Callithrix jacchus (white-tufted-ear marmoset), 746 nucleotides long. RefSeq names its product histone H2A-like 3. NCBI's taxonomy places the organism in Eukaryota, Metazoa, Chordata, Mammalia, Primates, Cebidae. Gene Ontology annotation, molecular function: structural constituent of chromatin; protein heterodimerization activity; DNA binding. The record is from RefSeq and is a predicted model, not a curated record. Gene Ontology annotation, cellular component: nucleosome.
ACAAAGGCAACUCCUGACCAAUGAGGGGCUGGAGCAUGAGGUACAGUGGGCGGCAUUAGGCUCUGGUACAUUGAGAGCUCAGGCCGGCUGGAAAAUCAAGCUGUGCCAAUCUGAGCAAAACCUAGCAAACACCAUGGCUGGGAAGAAGAGCAGUCAUAGCUCCUGUAAGCCUAGGAAACAGUGCCGUUCCCGUUCCAGCAGAGCAGGGCUGCAGUUUUCUGUCAGCCGCGUGGAACGCUCCCUGCGAGAAGGUCGGUAUGCCCGGCGCCUGAGCACAACCACGCCUGUUUUCCUGGCUGGUGUUCUGGAGUACCUGAUGGCCAACAUCCUGGAGCAGGCGGGCAAGGAGGCCGAGAACAGCGGCAUGAUGCGCAUCACCCCGGAACACGUGCAGAGGGCACUGCAAAAGAACGAACAGCUCAGACAAAUCUUGAAGUUGGAAGAUGUCACCCAGUCUCAGGUAAAAGAAGUGCCCCAACGUGAGGAGGAGAAGAAGAAGAAGGGAGGAUUGCUGAGUUUCCGAGCCCUGUGGGACUUUAUCAGAAAACUCAUCCAGCUGCCAAAGUUCCCAUAGAUGAAAGAUCCCAGGCUGCUUCCAUCUGCCCAAGCUAUUAAACUGGAUAAAUCCAUGACAGUGCUUCUGACUCCACUCAGUUUCCGCCACUUUAGGUUGGAGGUGUUUGUGAGACAUCUACCAGAAGCUAUCCCUAGAGAGCUGAAGGGUUGGAAGGGGUGGCCAGUGUGGG